Molecule: messenger RNA, 998 nt
Organism: Brassica rapa (field mustard)
Lineage: Eukaryota; Viridiplantae; Streptophyta; Magnoliopsida; Brassicales; Brassicaceae
Source: RefSeq, a predicted model, not a curated record
AUAAGAACAAUUGAUGGUGUUUUAUAUCCUACAUACGAAGAUGCUUGCUAUGCGUUGGGAUUGAUGGAUGAUGACAAGGAAUUCGUAGAAGCUAUCAAAGAUGCCAAUGACUGUAGUCCUGCCACGUAUGCGAGGAAGCUUUUUGCGAUAAUGUUGGUUUCCAAAUCUUUGUCUCAGCCUCAUGUUGUGUGGGAAGCUACUUGGGAGUAUCUUACCGACGAUAUUCUUUACAAGAAGCAGCAAGAAACUGGACGACCUAAUAUGAACUUGACCAUAGAGCAUAUCAAAAAUAUUGCUCUUACUGAGAUUGAAAAUCAUUUGCUCAGCAAUGGUCGUAGCCUCAAUAAAUGGCCCCACAUGCCAAAGCAAGAAGAUUUUGGUUGUUACAACGGCAAUCGCCUUAUAGAUGAUGAGCUUAAAUAUGUUGUGUAAGAUCAGCUAAAGGAAAAUGAAUGACUUAUGGCGAUGAUAAUAGAUGAGCAAAGAGGGGUAUACGAACAGAUUAUGGAUGCAGUUUUAAAUGAUAGCGGUCGAGUGUUCUUUCUUUAUGGUUAUGGAGGCACAUGAAAAACCUUCGUAUACAGAGCACUCUCAUCAGCGAUCCGAUCUAGAGGUAUGAUUGUUCUAAAUACCGCAUCAAGUGGAAUUGCAGCAUUGUUGUUGGAAGUAGGUAGAACCGAACAUUCCAGAUUUGGUAUUCCGAUAGAUGCAGACGAAUUCAGUACUUGCAAGAAAAUGGAGCCAGGAUCAGAUCGUGCAGAAUUAGUUAAAGCGGCAAAGUUAAUUGUAUGGGAUGAGGCGCCUAUGAUGAGCAGACACUGUUUCGAGACGUUGGAUCGUACUAUGCGUGAUAUUAUAAGAUAUUCUGAAGACAAACCUUUUGGGGGUAAAGUUGUUGUUUUCGGUGGAGAUUUCAGACAGAUUUUACCGGUUAUACCUGGAGGUGGUAGAGCAGAGACUGCUUUGGCGGCUCUGAAUUCGUCAUAUCUUUGGGAGCA